Python bivittatus (Burmese python) is the source of this 5261-nucleotide messenger RNA. NCBI's taxonomy places the organism in Eukaryota, Metazoa, Chordata, Lepidosauria, Squamata, Pythonidae. The record is from RefSeq and is a predicted model, not a curated record.
UUAACUGCCCAGAAAGAAUGUUCCAUUGUGAUAAAGAGAAAUGCAUUUUGGAAUCUCUAGUAUGUGAUGGAGGUACAGACUGCUUGGAUGGCACCGAUGAACCCCUUUCUUGUGGCAAAAAAUGCUCUCUGAAUAAUGGAGGCUGCAUGGAGAAAUGUACAGAGACAUUUUGGGGUGUCAAGUGUUCGUGUGCUUCUGGCUGGGAACUUCUUGCUGAUGGUCAGAACUGUACAGAUAUUGACGAGUGUGCAGCAGCAUACAGUCCUUGUAACCAAUUGUGCAAGAACACAUUAGGUUCUUUUACUUGUGACUGUGUUGAAGGAUACAAACUGUCCAAUGGAACCAUUUGCAAUGUUGUAGAUGGUGCUACCAAAAUACUACUGGCUGUCCCUCAAGAUCUUGUUCUCCUGGAUUUAAAAACACACAGCGUGGAGAUUCUAGUACCUACAAAAACAAAGCCUAACUCUGUUGCUUAUGACCUCUUAAGGAGAAGCUAUUAUGGGAUUGGUGAAGAGAAAAAACUGUAUAUUUAUGCGUCUGGAAAAAAUGAGAUGAUUCUUUAUCCAGAUGUCAGUGGUGUCAACAGCAUGUCCGUAGACUGGUUCACAGGGCAGUUAUACUGGGCCAGCAAUUUUCCUCAUGCCAUCUUUGCUGGUUUGAAUGAUGGUAGGGGUUAUGUAAAGAUCCUAGAGAAAAAUCUGGUGCCGGAGCAGCUGAUUACAUUUCCAGAAAAAAGAUACAUGUAUUGGGUGAAUCGUGGUGAAAAGGACAGGACUGUAAUAGAAGCUGCAGGUAUGGAUGGAUCAGACAGACAUGUGCUUGUGGUACUAAUCACCGAAGAGCCUGUGGGAUUGACUCUGGAUUACAUCACUGGUAGACUCUAUUGGAUCAGUGUGUAUAAAAAGUCAAUUGAGACAGUAAAAAUAGAUGGCUCUGGCAGAUAUACUUUCCCUGAUAUAAUACUGAAAAAUCAGGAUCCCCUAGGACUUGCUGUAUUUGAAAAUCUGUUCUUCUGGAGCAAUGCAACACACUUGCUUUAUGCAUCCCGCAACUCACCUGGCGUUGGUAUACUGCUGAAGGCCUCAGUCUCUUCAUUCACAGUAUUGCAUGAGCUACAGCAAUCACAAAAUAACACAAAUGCAUGUGCACCAGGAGUGUGUAGCCACAUUUGUCUUUUGUCACCAGUUCAUCCCAAAGGCUACAAAUGUGCUUGUCCAAAGGGUACUUUUCUCCUAACUUCUGGUGAAUGUGGAGAGCUGAACGUUGUGUAUUCUACUCACAAUCAAAUCUUCCAGAUGCAUGUUGGACCAGAAAAUUUGGUGGUGCAGCAGCAUCAGCCCUUGAUACCUGAAUGGCCGGAAACACUCUAUUUUCAGGACAUGGAUUGGAAAAGAGGAUUUCUCUACUGGACUGAUGAUAAAGGAGAACUGAUGCGGUACAAUAUAGCAACAAAGAUAAAAUUAAUAAUUCCUACAAACUCACCAGUCUGUGUAGCAACUGUUGAUAUACCUUCAGGAGAUCUUUAUUGGUUAACUUGCGACAGAACGAAAAUUAUGUCCACUACUUUCGUUGGCCUGGUGACAAAGCUCCUCUAUCAUGUGACAGUCAAGAGUAUUAUAUGGCACCUCUACCUAGACUGGCAGAGGGCAUCUCUGUACUGGCUUGAAAGUGGCAAACCCAUCCAGUUCCAUCCUCUGAGAAGUGGGCUAAUCAAGGAAGUGUGGAAUAGAAGCUGGACCAAAGAUAUCCUGUUAGUUCUGGAUAUAGGCUCCUGCAGUUUUUUCUGGACGUCAGAAGAUAUGGUGCCUAAGGUACUGAAUAUCAUCACGCACCAGACACCUAAUUUGAAGCAGAGAUGGCCCCACGGAGUGGCUGCUGCUUAUAGGCCUUACCUGGUGACAUUCAACGACACAGCACUUACAGUCUGGAACAGGAAGUCAAUGGAGCCCUCCAGUGUGCAAGUAGCUAAUGUACAAAAGGCGCUGUUCAUCUUUGACACAGAUUUGAAAAGUGCUGCAUCGCAAAUGGUUCCUGUUACAAAUCUGACUGUUGGGUUGCUGCAUACUAUGACUAGAGCAGUUCCACUGACAAGACUGGUGACAGCUGUGCCCAGGACUACGUCUAUUACAACAGUGGCAAUUUCUACACCUACUGUGAAGGCCGGACUCGUGCCAGCUCUGGUCUGUGGAUGGGCAGAAUUACUUUGCCAGAAUGGAAAAGAGUGUGUUUCCUAUGAAUACAUUUGUGAUGGGGACAAAGAUUGUUCAGAUGGGUCUGAUGAAGAGGGCUGUUCCGAGUUCUGUAAUAACCCAGGAGUCUUCCAGUGCCUGAGUGGCCACAAGUGUAUUAACGAGAAGUACCAGUGUGAUGGGAUACAACAUUGCCCUGAUGGCUCUGAUGAAUCUAACUGCUGGGUGCCAACACCCCUCUGUGCUUUACGUUGUGAUGACAACACUCGCUGCAUGCCUGAGAGUUGGUUGUGCGAUGGGGACUCAGACUGCAUUGAUGAGGCAGAUGAAAGAAACUGCGCUCAGGUCAAAUGUGAUCACCUGCACUUCCAAUGUAGAAGUGGCCAAUGUGUUUCUUAUCUCUUGCGCUGUGAUGGAAAUUAUAACUGCAAGGACCACUCGGAUGAAGAAGACUGCCCAAUCUUCAAACAACUACUCUGCUAUGCGGAUGAAGCCAAAUGCCUUAAAAGUGGAGAAUGCAUCCUAAAGCAGUGGCUCUGUGAUGGGGAUCUGGACUGCAAAGAUGGGUCAGAUGAGCAGGACUGUGAAUUUUCAAUGAAACAAUGUGGUGCCCACCAGUGGCAGUGUAGCAACUCAUCACAGUGUAUCCCAGACCAAUGGAAAUGUGAUAGGGAACGUGACUGCAGAGACGGGAGCGAUGAGAUUGGAUGCAAGCCCAGGAACUGCUACAGCUAUGAAUUUCAGUGUGGCGAAACGUGUAUCAAUUACACUUUGGUCUGCAAUGGGAAACCCGAUUGCCGAGGCGGGAUGGAUGAAGGCAGCAAUUGUGCCAUGCCGUGCCAAAAAUCAUGCCCUCACACUUGUUAUAAAACUCCUAGUGGGCCUAAAUGUCCUUGCAACGAGGGGUUCAGGCUAAGCAGUGAUGGACGCUCUUGCAAAGACAUCAAUGAAUGUAAAGAGUUGCCAAAUGAUAAAUGUAGCCAGACCUGUGUCAAUACAGGUGGCAGCUACCGCUGCACGUGCCACCCUGGGUAUUUGUUGGAACCUGAUGGUCACACAUGCAAAGUAGUUGGCUCCGAGCCAGCACUGCUAGUUGCAGUUCAGUUUGACUUGCUUCUAUAUGGAUUAAAGACCAUGAAAGAGGAUCUUAUCUUCAGAGUUGAUCAGGACAUCAUUAUCUUUUCCAUUGACUAUGAUUUUGUAACACAGAACAUUUUUUGGAUGGAUCUUAACGCAGAAAGUAUUAAGUGGGUUAAUAUGAAAACCAAGGAAAAGGGAACUUUAAUAAAAGGGAUCAAAUCUGACAGUAUAGCAGUGGACUGGUUAGGAAGGAAUCUUUACUGGACUGAUGGUAGAGCAGGACAGAUCUUGGCUACGUGGUUAAAUAGUACUUGGAAGGGAAAUCCUGUCUACACCAUGGUUCUUGAUGAUCUGGAGCAACCACGGUCACUAGCUCUCCACCCACUGGAUGGAUUUAUGUAUUGGUGUGAAAUAGGCAUUGAAUCCAAAAUAGAGAAAGCAGGGAUGGAUGGAAGUAAUAGAAAAGUGCUAAUUGAUGAUGGACUUGGUUGGCCCACCAGCAUAGCCAUUGACUUCUUGAGCUGGAGAAUUUUCUGGUCUGAUGACAAGUUUCACUGCAUUGGCUCAGCCUUUUUGGAUGGUAAUGAUAUGAAGGUUUUUCAGCUGAGUGAGAUUCACAGUCCCUUCUCAGUGAGUAUCUUUGAAGACUCCAUCUAUUGGUCUGACAUGCAAACAAGGAUAGUACAGAAGAUAGACAAAAGGACAGCCAAAAAUAGAACCGUUCUCCUCAAGAGCCAUGGACAACCUUAUGGGCUAAAGGUGAUACAUGAAGUUCUGCAGCCAGCAGCCCCUAAUCCAUGUGUAGGAAAUGGCUGUUCGUAUUUGUGCCUCUUAAGCCCCAACAGAAGAGGAAGCUGCUUUUGCCCACUUGAACUUGUGCUUUCAAGUGAUGGAAAGACCUGCAUUCCAUUAAAGGAGUCAGCAUUCAUGUUACUGACUGCACAGACAGCUGUUACACAGGUCUACCUGAAAAAACUGCGUUCCACAGCUGGGCAGGUGCCUCUUCCUGAGCACAACACUCUCCCCUUGAUCAAUGUUACUCAUCUGACAGCUGUAGACUACUCCAUACGCAGCGCUGCAUUAUACUUCUCAGAGUUUGAUGAUGGCUUCAUAAAAGUCCUGGCUAUUAAGGAUUCUGGAAGAGCUUCUUUGAAGAAGAUUCUGCCAGUUGAGGGUACUGUGAUAUCACUUGCACUUGAUUGGUUGAGUGCCAACAUCUAUUGGAUUGACAAUAAACAUCCAUCUGUCCAAGUGGCAGCAUCAGAAGGCAAAUAUACACAUGUGGUAAUUAGUGAUGGUCUUUACCACCCAACCACCGUGGUAUUGCAUCCCCCAGCUGCAUCUAUGUGCAUUGUGGAUUUAGCUGGUGAACAUGGCACACCUGAUCCCAGGAUAGAAUGUGCUUCUAUGGAUGGGAGUAGGCGGAGGAUACUCUGGAAGAGAUCCCAGGUUCCUGUUGGUUUAACAAUAGUGGAUGCUGGCACCCGGCUCUAUUGGGCUGACCAAGCAAAAGGUACCGUGGAAAGCAUUUGUCUAGAUGGUUCCCAGUACAGACUUGUUCAGAGAGGACUGCAUGGCCUUAUGCUCUUCACAGUUGGGGAUGGAAUGAUAUUCUGGACAACAGCAGCACACAACCGUGCAACAAAGGUGUGGCAUAGUCAGCUGGAAGUGGCAGAAAACUGGUGGUUUCAAAUAAAUCAGAAACUUGUGGAUAUAAAGACCUACAGCAAACUAAACCAACAAGGUAGAAAUGGUUGUUCAGAAAAGAAUGGGGGAUGUAGUCAGAUCUGUUUACCAAUUCCGCAAGGACGAAGCUGCCGGUGCACCACUGGGUAUAUUUUAGAACGUGAUACUGUGUGUAUCAAAGCCAUAAAAUGCUCAGAGCCAUUUCAAGCCUGCUUGGAUAACAGCUACUGUAUUGUAGAAGGACAAGUCUGUGAUGGUAGCAUUGAUUGUAUUGAUGGAUCUGAUGAGUUGAAUUGUAAGUACUGA